Messenger RNA from Odontomachus brunneus, 6156 nucleotides. RefSeq names its product retinal-specific phospholipid-transporting ATPase ABCA4-like. Gene Ontology annotation, biological process: transmembrane transport; lipid transport. The record is from RefSeq and is a predicted model, not a curated record. Gene Ontology annotation, molecular function: lipid carrier activity; ATP hydrolysis activity; ABC-type transporter activity. NCBI's taxonomy places the organism in Eukaryota, Metazoa, Arthropoda, Insecta, Hymenoptera, Formicidae. Gene Ontology annotation, cellular component: intracellular membrane-bounded organelle; membrane. The transcript is spliced from 25 exons. Bases 1147 to 6156 code for a protein of 1669 amino acids.
ACAACAAUAGUAUGUCAGAUGUCAAGGGAACUUUCGCACUUCCAAGUAGUGCGAUUUAAUAUUAUAUCAAACGUACAUCCAUUUUAUGUCCAAUGUUGAGUAAUUUGGCAAAAAUAAAGUAGCACUGCAAUUUGUGUAACAUGCGAAUUAAAGAAAUAAGUCCGAAUUUUUAAAUGAUGUGUGUGAAUGAUUUUUCGCUUGCGCAGUACAACUUGGUGAAUUUCGAGUAUUUUGGUGAUUUACAUUUUGCUGCAUUUUAAUUUAUAUAAUGUGCUGUGAGAAAUAAAUAAAUUUUAUAUUUAGUAAUAUAACCGCGAAGAAACGAAAAACAUCAAACUGUGAAAUGCUUCUUGAUUCAUCCUAUUAUUGUUAUUCUCGCAAAAGUUACACUGCGCCAAACCUUGUCUUUUUUAAGGUUGGGAAAUAUGAUUAUUUUAUUAUGCGCGAAAAGAGAGAACUGUGAACAGAAAGAAUUUCUGUGAACUGCUAACAGCAUAAGUGACUUUCGAUUUUAUCGCAACAGACUAAUCGUCGGUCGUCACUGAUGCGGGCAGCGAAUUUUUGUCGGUACGUGAUACAAGACAUGUUAUCUUAUGCAUAGUUCCACGCUUUGUCAUCGCCUAUAUAUUACGACGUACUGUGUAAAGUAGCGUCGUCAGUCGUUGUGUGAACGUACGACAUAUUGUGUUGUAUUUCGUAGAAGAACGAUAAUUCUUACUUAUCUCGAUAAUGUGAUAAGAUGAAGUUUUAUAAAGUAGUAGUGACAGCUUAUUUGUAAAAUGAUUAAAUGUUUUCGAGAGUCAUCUUCAAUGAAAUAACUUCCGCAAAAUUUAUUAUGACAACAGUGAUAUUCCAUAUCUAAGGAAAAACAGAUAAAUGGAAUGAAAUUUUUAUAUAAUAACACAAAAAACUAUUGAAAUAGAUUGAGCAUUUCUACAUUUUCUUGUGUACAAGGUCAUGUAUAAGACAUUUAUACAAUAUAUGUUUGAAGUUGUAGCCAACAUAAGUGCACACUUCUAAUAAUUUAUUCAGAAGCUUCAUGUACUUUCAAUGACACACAGCUAUAUACACUAUUCAUAGAUUGGAUUCAUAGAUAGAAUACUGUGUUGAUUACUGAAAAACUUCUUUACAAAAGGCAAUAUAAAAAUGGCUUCUGGACUAAAAAUUUUUAUCUUAUUAUUGUAUAAGGAUUUAAUAGUACGCAUGAGACACUGGCGUAUGAUAUUAUUUUUACAAACAUUGGUACCUAUUGCAUUAUUUUCAUUAUUACAAGCUGUGAGAGAUUAUAAUACUCAAUCACCAGUUAGUGUAACAGAAAACACAUACUAUCCUAUACAAACAAAGGAUGAUUUAAUGAGUAUUGAUAAUUCCUUGAUCAAAUUAUAUUAUUUGCCAAAAAAUGACUAUACAAAUGAUAUUAUGGAAUCCACAAGAUAUUGUCUCGGACUCCUACCUGAAAAUAUGCGAGGUUUCUUAAAUGAGACUGAAAUGAUAGAUACUUAUACAUUAUCCCAAGCUCAAGAUCCACUAAUAUCUGCUCUGGCAGUUGUUUUUGAACAAUAUAAACAAGAUACUAUAAAAUACAAAAUUAGACAUUCUUGGAAGAUUCCAUCUAAUUUACACCAAACUAUAAUGGGUGAACAUUUGGGUGACACAGCUACUGUAUAUUUUGAUAUGAUCCCAUUUGUGCAGGUCCAAAUGUGUGUAGAUGAAGCUUUUAUAAAUGAAAAAGCACCAGAUUCCAUGUCAAAUAUAAAGAUGUCAAUACAAAGAAUGCCAUAUCCACCACAUAUUAAAAUAGACGCUAGUGAUACAAUAUUACGUGAUAUGAUUGCUACAUUUGCAGUUAUAACUUUUGUAAUUCCACUUUGUAUUGAAGCCAACUACGCAUCCCAGGAAAAGUUUAUUGGUGUAACUGUUUUGAUGGCAAUGAACGGAGUUAAACUAUUCUACAAUUUAUUAAGCUGGCUAACUACAGGGAUAUUAUUUAGUAAUUUAUAUAUAAUACCAACGAUCAUACUGUUUAAGAAUAGUUUUAAUAAAAUAGAUGUCCUAGCCUAUUUGCACUAUGGAAACGUAUUUAUAUUUUGGCUUCUAUUUACUGCAAAUAUUGCUCACCUUAUAUCUUUUGGUAUGCACAUUGCAGCAUAUUUUUCAAAACCACGUUUUGUGACAACUAUCUUAUCGAUUACCUAUAUAGCGGCAUUUGCACUUCACAGUAAUUUGUGGAGAGCAGAAAUUUUUGGAGUUAUACCAUAUUUUGGUAUAAUAUUCCCAAAUAUUCUGUUCUAUAGAUUGUUCGAGGAAUCAAAUAUAUAUGAGAGUAAACAAAUUGGCAUUCAGUGGGAGAACUUUUUUGUUCCCGGAAAUAUGGCCUAUGGUACUGUAGGAAGUAUAGGUUUUAUAUUACUCUUUUCAAUUUUGGGUAUUCUGAUACAUUUUACACUCGCGGUUUAUAUAAAUGCUGUACUCCCGGGUAAAUACGGAGUCCGGAAAGAACCAUUAUAUUUUUUGAAGAGUAUGAGAAAGAAUAAAAUAUCUCUCGAUGAGGUAGCUAGCGAAUUGGAUUAUGAUAAAAUAACCAACGAAAAUUUUGAGCCAGUAUCAAGUGGCACGCUUACACCUGGAAUACAAAUACGUAAUCUUAAAAAGACUUACACAACAUGCUGGCUACGAAAAUCUCAAGUCCACGCGUUAAAAGGGAUUUCUGUUGACUUUUAUAGAGGAGAAAUUACUGCCCUGCUGGGACACAAUGGGGCGGGCAAAACUACGCUUAUGUCUAUAUUAACAGGUGUGACCAGCCAAACAGAAGGAAACGUAUUUAUAAACGGCAAAAAUAUAGUAGAACAUUUAGAGACUAUUAGAAACAAUUUAGGACUAUGCCCCCAGGAAAACAUGGUUUUCCCAGAUUUAAAUGUAUUUGAGCAAAUAGAAUUUAUCGGCAUGUUAAAAGCUGAGAACAAGACCAGGCAGCAAAUCAAGAAGGAUGUAGAUAUUUUGCUUGCUAAACUGAAGCUUUCUGAAAAGAGGGAUUUUCUCCCUAGCAAACUUUCCGGUGGUCAACAGAGAAGAUUAUGUCUUGGGAUGGCACUCAUUGGCGACGCUAGCAUCAUCAUUUUGGAUGAACCAACAUCAGGAAUGGAUCCUGAAACCAGAAGAGAUACAUGGGAUAUAAUAUUGAAAUUUAGAGGAGAAAAAACAAUAUUGAUUAGCACGCAUAAUAUGGAAGAGGCUGACAUACUUGGCGAUAGAAUUGCGAUAGUGCAUUCAGGUCGCCUUAAGAGUUAUGGCACAGCGAUGUUUCUGAAAAAACAGUACGGUCAUGGGCAUGUGGAAAUUACUUUAUCGGUCAAGUCCUGGUGUGAACCAGAAAAAAUCAUGAAUAAAUUUGACUCGAGAACGCAACAACUCAGUAUUGACAGCGAGAAGAUUGUUUUGAAUGUACCAUAUAAUGAUUCUUUACCACAAUCGCUAGAUAGCGUAGAAAGUGAAAAAAAUAAAUUGGGAAUUACUGGGAUAAGUGUAUCAUUGAUUACUCUGGAACAAGUAUUUCUAAAGAUCGCAAAAGAAGAUAAUGGAAAGCAUCUUAAUGAGUUAUUUACAGCGCCAUUAGAUAAAAUUAAAGGCAAUGAGCUAUACAUACAAUCAAUAUUAGCGUUACUUUCCAAAAAAUUCACAUAUACGAAGAAAAAUUUAAGCAACUUAUUGAUGAUCCUGAUCCUUCCUAUCUUGUCGGUAUUUUUAAUAGCUUUAAGUCACAAUUUACCGGAUGAUCGCACGGACGUUGUUCCGUUGAAACUUGACAUGUACAGGUAUCCUAGAGCUAUAUAUUCUUUUGAGAAUGAAACAUUCGAUCAGAUAUAUAGAAACACUGUUGAAGAUUUUGGCGGAUCUGUAGACGUAGUUUCGGACACAUCUGUUACAAAUGCACUUCUAAAUUUCUCUUUGAAUAACAUCGCUCAGUAUCGUAACAACUUUAUCGUGUCUGCCGAAUUUAAUACCAGUGGAGAUGACAUGUUGGUAAACGGUUUUUAUUCUGGAACAGCACUCCACAGUGUGCCGUUGACAGUGAAUCUCUUGAGUAAUUCGUUGCUCAAGACUUUCGUUGGCGAUAAACACUCGAUUCAUGUGUCUAGGCAACAAUUACCGAACACACUAUCCUCGUCUAGCAUUGAAAUGCCAGAAGCAGAAUCAUUUUCGCGCACUUUGAUAUUUUGCGCAUUCUUCUUUCCUACCGUGGCGCUUUUCGUAGGGCAUCCUUUACAGGAAAAGUCGACGAAAGUUAAGCAACUUCAACGCAUGACGGGCGUUACGUCUGUAUCAUAUUGGGGAACAAUGUUCAUUUUCGAUCUUUUGAUACUUACGGUGUGCGUGUUGCUAAUUACUUUAACAUUUUACAUCAUGGACGUUAUUCUCGAUGUCCGUUUAUACUAUAGAAUAGAAAUAAUGUCCACGAUAUUGCUUCUAGAAUUGUUUGGUAUUAAUGCUUUGCUUAUAGCAUAUAUAUUUAGUUUUCUAAAUAAAUCAAGGAGCACGGUAAUAACCAUUUUGGGUCUUGCACCUCUUGGUUUUGUUAUAAUACAAUAUCUUCUACACGAAUUAGUGCAUAACUUUGACCAGCUUAAAGUAUUACAUAUUAUACUGAAAAGAAUUUUCCGACUAAUUCCUUACGUAAGCUUCUACCAUGGGCAACUGGCCUUUUUCAACAUAGCUGCACAAAAUGCAAGAUGUCGUCGCCUGCCAAAUAAACUUUACAAAAUGACUUGUUUUGUCCGAGAUCGUUGCUGUGGCUUGAAUUGUGCGGAUGGAACUUGCAAAAAUCAAAUGCCUUAUUUUAAGAACUUUGAAGACGACAUGAAUUUUGAAGAGUCCAUACUAUAUCUUGCUUUAACACCAAUUUUGUAUUUUACUAUAUUGCUAUUUUUAGAGGAGAAACUGUUCCCGUUGUUAAUCGCGAAGGCUACCAAAUCGCAAUUGAGGAAUGCAUGCGACACGAUGGAUGAUCAAGUGAAGAAAGAGAAACAUGUGGUAGCGUUAGAAAUCAAUAAAAUCAACAGCAGUAACACCAGCACCGAACUAGAAGACGCAAAAGCAGCUAUUGCCACUAGUGGAAAUAGUGAAACUUUGCGAAGUCCAUUUAAUGAGGGUAAUAGUCUCUUUUUGGUGUACGAAUUAAGCAAAUACUACGGAAAGUUAAUGGCUGUAAAGGAAGUUAGUUUUCGAGUGAAGCCACGAGAAUGUUUCGGACUGCUUGGCGUGAACGGUGCCGGGAAAAGUACGACUUUUAGAAUGUUAACUGGAGAAGAGAUGCCUAACAGCGGCAUAAUGUACUUAAAAAAUGCGGACUUCCACACAAACAGAAAACAGUAUAUGUCUGAGAUGGGUUAUUGUCCGCAAACCGACGCUUUAAUUCCUUCCUUGAACACUUUCGAUCAUCUAAGACUGUUUGCUCGUCUUCGCGGUAUACCAAAGUCAAACGUGGAAUUGGAAGUUAACAAAUGGAUCAACAGGCUAAAUUUGACUGCUUGCAUGUCGCAACCAAGCGAUACUUAUAGCGGCGGUAAUAAGAGACGCUUAAAUAUCGCGAUGGCUCUUAUCGGUAAUCCUACUCUCGUGCUUCUGGACGAACCCACAACCGGCGUCGAUCCUGCGGCCAGAAGAUCGCUGUGGAAUACUUUGCAGUCUUGUCAGGCAGCCGGACAAGCCAUUAUACUUACGUCUCACAGUAUGGAGGAAUGCGAGGCACUUUGCAAUCGACUAGUUAUCAUGGUGAAGGGACAAUUGGUUUGCAUUGGCGCGUGUCAGGAACUGAAACAACGAUUUGGAGCAGGAUACAAUAUUCAUAUAAAACUGAAUCCGGGCCGUUCAGAUGAGGAAGCCGAAAGUAUUAAGAAUAUUAUUGAGUCUACUUUAACGUGCGAUAUCACAGAUGAAAAUUUGAGUUUACUCGCCUAUCACGUAACCGAUUGCGACACAACGUGGGAAAAAAUGUACAGUACAAUGAAUGAUGUGAAGCAAAGUUACAAUUGUAUCGAGGAUUAUGCAGUUUUGUCGGCGACCUUAGAACAGCUAUUUAUACAAUUUGCGAGAGGAGUUGAACAGCUGCAGCCUACAGAAUCGUCAAAUCAAGUUGCUAGUCAUGAAGAAACAGUAUAA